AUGGGUGUUUGUGAACUGUGGUUCGUUCUGCUUCUGCUGCUACCUGCAUAUAACAACAGCCAAGUGACUGAUGUGAACACCACUGGGAGACAACCAUAUGUUGCUAAAAUAUGCACCAAUGAAACCAAGACUCUCACACUUAUAAUAUGUAAGAUCAACACAGAGAGGAUCAGAGGACCAGAGUGUAACCUGAUGUAUCGCAUUGAACACGGCUUUAAUCAUGGAUGUGACUCCAGGUUCAGACUCAUGAAAGAGAAUCAAACUAUAUUUCUUCACCUGACCAGUUUAACACCAGAGGAUAGUGGGAACUACAGCUGUGAUUGUGUAUAUCCUGGAUAUACAGAGACUCUCCAUCUUAACAUCACUGUGGAAGAGGAUGAGGAGGCACACGAGUCCACAAAAACAUCAAUUACCAGUUCUGUUAUUGGUGUGAUUGUAUUCAUCAUUAUAACUGGAGUUAUUCUAAAAUGUAUCCACAGAAGAAAAAAUAACAGAAUACAGGAAGAGCCGCUGAGCAGUCCUACAAACAUGGAGCUUCAAGACAUUGAGCCGUACAGCACCUUCACACAAACACGGUGUGGCCUUUAUUCAACUGUCAAAUGGAGGAAGAUGUUGAAGUUCCUGAUACUUACCAGUUUUCUGUUGGAAGUUUGUACAUCGCAGAUUACUGGAUAUGGAAACAAAACAGCUGAUUACGGCGGUGAUGCACAUUACCAUUGCACACUGGAGAACCCAACAGGUGUGCUCCAGGUCACAUGGCAGAGGUUGUUCAAGGAUCAGUCCAUAGAGAAUUUGGCAACCUACAGCAAGCGGUUUGGAGAGCAAGUGAACGAUCCUUACCAGCAAAAGUUGAUGUUCACAAAGGCGUCUCUCAGCUCAACAUCUAUCGUUUUGAGGAAUUUAACAUGGGAAGAUGAAAGCUGUUAUAUUUGCUCGUUCAAUGCCUAUCCGGAGGGUUCCCAAAGAACACAGAUUUGCCUCACAGUGCAAGGACUAUCCGAGGUGAAAACUGCCGUGCAAGUUCCCAGCCCAGAACAAGAGGAUAAAGAUGUGAAAGCUGUGUUUAGCUGCUCUGCAACAGGUAAACCAGCUCCCACCAUUCAGUGGCAGGUUUCACGUCCUGCAACCGACUCAGAAGAAACAGAGACUAUCACCGUAACGAACAGUGACCACACGUUUACCAGCAGCAGCAACAUCACACUGAGAGUAUCUGCAGACUGGAGGGGAAAUGUAAAUUGCCUGGUGAAUAGUGGAAGGAGGGGACAGAGGCUGGAGUCGAUUCCUUUUCCUUUACGUGAAGGCAAUGAAGAGGACAUUAUAGAGGAGGGUGGAGGACGGUCUUUAUUAUGGAUUGCAUUUGCGAUUACUAUUGUAGUGUUGUCCUGCAUUAUUGUUACUGUUGUGAUCAAGAGAAAAAGGUCAAAGCUUGACAGAAGACCUGACAUCGUUUAA
Scomber scombrus (Atlantic mackerel) is the source of this 1452-nucleotide messenger RNA. RefSeq lists its product as uncharacterized. The transcript is spliced from 11 exons. The coding region runs from base 1 to 1452 and encodes 483 amino acids. NCBI's taxonomy places the organism in Eukaryota, Metazoa, Chordata, Actinopteri, Scombriformes, Scombridae. Gene Ontology annotation, molecular function: cell-cell adhesion mediator activity. The record is from RefSeq and is a predicted model, not a curated record.